Cuscuta campestris is the source of this 989-nucleotide messenger RNA. The record is from the annotation of a GenBank genome assembly. Lineage: Eukaryota; Viridiplantae; Streptophyta; Magnoliopsida; Solanales; Convolvulaceae.
GGACACUAGCUAGGAUCUGCUGGCCAAUACAAUUUCAUCUUCCAAAUAAAGCUGUAACGCCCUCUCCCCCACUGCUAGCCCAGAGAGUAAUGUUAGAUAGUAAAUGGCCACUCAUCUUAGGAUUUCAAAAAACUGCCAUUUUUGGUACCAUCUCCUCCUCUUGGUACAAGCCACCUGCGCCUUCUGCUACCAGUACAAGGUUGGAGAUCUAGAUUCAUGGAACAUUCCCUCCUCAGGGAAUUCAAAAGUCUAUGCCAAAUGGGCAAAACAUCAUGUUUUCAAGAUUGGAGAUUCACUUUUUUUUUUGUACCCACCAAGUCAAGAUUCAGUAAUACAAGUGACUGCACAAUCCUACAAGAGCUGCAACCUAAAAGAUCCAAUCUUGACCAUGGACAAUGGCAACUCCUUGUUCAACAUAACAGAAGCAGGGGACUUCUAUUUCAUUAGUGGGGAAAAGGGUCACUGUGAAAAGUCCCAGAAAGUCCAUGUUUUUGUGGCUGGAGGAAAUAAUUCUUCAUCAUCUUCUGAUAAUGCAGUCUCACCCACAGCUAAUGGUCCAUCUUCCUCCUCAGCAGCUGGGCCUUCUGCCCCUAAUGUCUUUGGUUCUAUCCCUUUUCAAGCUCCCCCUUCUUCGUCGGUAAAGGCUACAUUCUUUUUCCAUAUUCUUGCUUCAUGCCUGGGUUUAUCUCUGUUCUUGAACAGAACCAUAUGGUGAUAUUGGAAAGGUCACAAGCUUAUAUGGGAAAAAUGGCACAAAUUAUUUCAGUUUGAUGAGUUUCUGCAUUCUUGAAGAAUUACAUGUGGUUUUAUAUUUGUGUUAACCUUUUUGUUGUUGGUUCUUUAGAAACGCAUUGGAGAGAACAUUAUUCUUUCAAGAGAUGAACGAUUAAUUAACUUGUGCUGUUUUGUAAGUGAUGCAUUUAUGUGAACAAACAUACUCCCUUCCAAUGAUCUAGUAACACGACUCAAUUCAAAGCUUAAUAGGAUUG